Acanthosepion pharaonis is the source of this 837-nucleotide messenger RNA. NCBI's taxonomy places the organism in Eukaryota, Metazoa, Mollusca, Cephalopoda, Sepiida, Sepiidae. The record is from the annotation of a GenBank genome assembly.
AUGGUGCGGAAGUCUGUGCUCAGCCGUCAGCGCCCUCCUUUCGUCCCCAUUUCUUGGUUGCGUGUCGGUCGGGUGCGUGGGGUAGCCUCUCGACUACCAGACAUUCAUUCGGGCAGAACACCACUUUUGGCCCUCAGACGGCAUCAUCUAUUUUUUUUCUUUUCUGGACAUCCAUUUUCCACGCUUCGAUGUGAAUGUUCCCUUUUUCUUGCUUUUAUUAUACCACCCCAAACCCAACCAUCGCCUCAUCUCCAAACAACCCCUUUCCUUCACCUCAUCCCAGCCAAAACUCGAACCAAAUCCCAAUUAAGAGUGAUGACGUUUUUCUCGACAAAGACUAACAGCCUGACCCCCGUUCCCGCCACCACUAACUGCUUUUUCCCCGCCAGUUACCGAUUUUCUCUUCCUUUUCCUGUCUUCAGCCGCCAUCUUCGCUUGGCUUGGACGGUCGGCCAUUUUGGAAGUUCAACUUUCAGAAGCACAUUUUUCUUUCUUUCUUUCUUUCUUUCUUUCUUUCUUUCUUUUCAUUAUCUAUCUAUCUAUCUAUCUAUCUAUCUAUCUAUCUAUCUAUCUAUCUAUCUAUCUAUCUCAGUCUGUUUAAAUCUAUCUAUCUAUCUAUCUAUCUAUCUAUCUAUCUAUCUAUCUAUCUAUCUAUCUAUUUCAACUUCUUUCUUUCUUUCUUGUUUUUCUAUCUAUCUAUCUAUCUAUCUAUCUAUCUAUCUAUCUAUCUAUCUAUCUAUCUAUCUCUGUCCAUCUCAGUCCUUUCAUUAUCUAUCUAUCUAUCUAUCUAUCUAUCUAUCUAUCUAUCUAUCUAUCUAUCUAUCUACGUGUAUGUAG